AGUUGUUGUGAAACUAAAAACUCCCGCUAAACGCUGUUAUGAAGCCUGGACUAUAAACGAAGUACAGAAAGCCUUUAUGAAGGCUAGCAGUUGACUGUAACUUCCUUUGCCGUGAUGAAGUUGUAUAACCGGGGAGCGCUGAUGCUGGUGACCACGGCGUUAUCCUUCAUAGCGUUCAGCCUGAUGACCAUCGCAGUGGGAACGGACUACUGGCUGUACUCCCGGGGCGUCUGCCGGUCCAAGACGUCGCUCCAUGACAACGAGACCAUCCGCAAGAACGAGGUGGUGAUGACGCACUCCGGGCUCUGGCGCACCUGUUGUCUCGAAGGGACGUUCAGAGGGGUGUGUAAAGAAAUUGAUUAUUUCCUCGAGGAUGCAGACUAUGAACAGGAUGCUGCGGAAUACCUACUGAGAGCAGUGAGAGCCUCCAGUAUAUUCCCCAUAAUGAGUGUAGGUCUGUUGUUUCUGGGAGGAGUGUGUGUGGCCGGCAGCGAGUUCUACAAGACACAACACAACGUCAUGCUUAGCGCCGGGAUACUGUUCGUCUCCGCAGGCCUCAGUAACAUCAUUGGCAUCAUCGUCUACAUCUCGGCUAACUCUGGUGACCCGGGUCAGAGCGACAGUAAGAAGAGUUACUCCUACGGCUGGUCCUUCUACUUCGGGGCGUUGUCCUUCAUCUUGGCUGAGAUGGUGGGUGUUCUGACAGUUCACGUCUUCAUAGAACGCCACCGCCAGCUCCGUACCCGCGGCCGCCGCUCCCUCACCAAACCCCCUCUGUUCCGCUCCGCGUCCUACUACAGCCGUUACAACCGCUACAGACGCCGCUCUAGUUACCGCGGCAACGUGGACUCUCGUCACUCGAUAUCGUCGGCGGGGCAGCUGCGACCUCGUGACCCCUCGCCGUUGCCAGCGGCCUUGUCCGUGUCAAAGGUUGUCGCUGCGGGGCCAGCGGGGUCAGAGUUCACCCUGUUCACGUUGGCCCCACACAAACUAACCCCGCCCAACAACAAGAUGGCAGCCGCCACAGGAGGAGGAGGGGUGGAUGUCGCGAGGAGCGUUUUCCUGUCACCACUGACAAGCAAGCCCAACAACAAGGAAAUGUUGCCUAGCAAUGCUGCCAACAGGAGGACAACACCUGUCUGA
Salmo salar (Atlantic salmon) is the source of this 1143-nucleotide messenger RNA. RefSeq names its product voltage-dependent calcium channel gamma-3 subunit-like. The record is from RefSeq and is a predicted model, not a curated record. Gene Ontology annotation, biological process: calcium ion transport; neurotransmitter receptor transport, postsynaptic endosome to lysosome; regulation of AMPA receptor activity. Gene Ontology annotation, cellular component: AMPA glutamate receptor complex; postsynaptic density membrane. Gene Ontology annotation, molecular function: channel regulator activity; voltage-gated calcium channel activity. NCBI's taxonomy places the organism in Eukaryota, Metazoa, Chordata, Actinopteri, Salmoniformes, Salmonidae.